Molecule: messenger RNA, 2116 nt
Organism: Neoarius graeffei (lesser salmon catfish)
Lineage: Eukaryota; Metazoa; Chordata; Actinopteri; Siluriformes; Ariidae
Gene: slc6a11b
Product: solute carrier family 6 member 11b
Exons: 15
Coding region: 97-1920 (607 amino acids)
Biological process (GO): sodium ion transmembrane transport
Cellular component (GO): membrane
Source: RefSeq, a predicted model, not a curated record
CUUGAACUGAUCCUCUGGGGUUGAGACUGAUAACAGGUGAUCAGCCAAGAAAGGAUUUAAGCUACUUCAGGACCUUAUAUUGGCUGUUGGGAGGUGAUGACAGCCGACAAGCCCGUGCCCAUGGUGAACGGGAGGCACGCGGAAGACGCCGAGGCUCCGCACACGAGCCCCGUGCACGAGCGCGGCCAGUGGGGCAGCAAGGUGGAGUUUGUCCUGUCUGUGGCCGGAGAGAUCAUCGGACUCGGCAACGUGUGGAGGUUCCCAUAUCUCUGCUACAAGAACGGAGGAGGUGCUUUCUUUGUGCCUUAUGUCAUCUUCUUCGUGUGCUGUGGUAUCCCUGUGUUCUUCCUGGAGACAGCGCUAGGCCAGUUUACCAGUGAAGGAGGAAUCACAUGCUGGAGAAAAGUGUGUCCACUUUUUGAGGGUAUUGGUUAUGCAACUCAGGUCAUUGAGGCGCAUCUGAACGUGUAUUAUGUGAUUAUUUUGGCAUGGGCAAUCUUCUACCUGUUUAACUGCUUCACCACCGAGCUGCCCUGGGCCUCCUGCGGCCAUUACUGGAAUACAGAAAACUGUGUGGAUUUCAACAAUGCCAGUGUGGCAAACCUCAGCAACCCUUAUGCCACCUCACCAGUCAUGGAGUUUUGGGAACGACGUGUCCUCAGUAUAUCUGGUGGAAUUGAGCAGAUUGGAAAGCUGCGCUGGGAACUCGCUCUGUGCCUUGCAGUGGCUUGGUUCAUAUGUUAUUUCUGCAUAUGGAAAGGUCCUAAAUCAACUGGGAAGGUGGUAUACGUCACUGCAACCUUCCCUUAUUUCAUGUUGGUGAUCUUGCUCAUUCGAGGGAUCACACUUCCUGGUGCAGCGGAUGGAAUCAAGUUCUACCUUUACCCUGACAUCUCUCGGCUCUCAGACCCCCAGGUGUGGGUGGAUGCUGGAACUCAGAUCUUCUUCUCAUAUGCCAUCUGUCUGGGAUGUCUGACUGCUCUUGGGAGCUAUAACAGUUAUAAUAACAACUGUUACAGGGACUGUGUCAUGCUAUGCUGCUUGAACAGUGGCACGAGUUUUGUGGCAGGAUUCGCCAUCUUCUCUGUGUUAGGUUUCAUGGCGUAUGAACAGAAUGUGCCAAUUGAAGCUGUGGCUGAAUCAGGACCAGGUCUAGCUUUUAUCGCAUAUCCAAAAGCUGUGACCAUGAUGCCAUGGUCUCCUCUGUGGGCGUGCCUCUUCUUCAUGAUGCUCAUCUUCCUUGGCCUGGACAGUCAAUUUGUGUGUGUAGAGAGUCUUGUGACUGCUGUGGUGGACAUGUACCCCAAAACCUUCAGAGUGGGAUACCGUCGAGAGCUCCUGAUCUUAGGGAUGUCUGUGGCUUCUUAUAUUUUGGGUCUAACCAUGUUGACAGAGGGUGGCAUGUAUGUGUUCCAGUUAUUUGAUUCCUAUGCUGCAAGCGGGAUGUGUUUGCUGUUCGUGGCCAUCUUUGAGUCCAUCUGCAUCGGCUGGGUCUACGGCAGUGACAGAUUUUAUUUGAACAUUGAGGACAUGAUUGGUUACAAGCCCGUAUUUUUCAUCAAGUGGUGCUGGAAGAUCCUCACCCCUGGCAUCUGUUCAGGAAUUUUCCUUUUCUUCUUGAUCAAGUACAAGCCCCUGAAAUACAACAAUGUGUACACAUAUCCAGACUGGGGUUACGGUAUUGGAUGGAUAAUGGCAAUGUCUUCAAUGGUAUGCAUCCCUCUGGGCAUUAUAGUCCAGAUCUGGAAAACAGAAGGAACUUUCAUGGAGAGGAUCAAGAAGCUGACCACCCCGAGCUCUGAUCUGAGGAUGAGAGGCCACCUCAGUGCAAAGAGUCCUUACGCCAUCAAUGAUGCUGAUGCUAAAAUGAGGGUGGAUGGAAAAAUCUCUACCAUUACGGAGAAGGAGACACAUUUCUAAACCUGUACCUACCGAGACACGGUCACAGCCACCAAGACUGGAAAGGAAAAGAACUUAAAGCUUGCCUCAAUUUUUGGUGAAGAGAAAAGAUUCACAUUCUUAGUCUUGCCCUUUUUGCACAAAUAAUUAACACAUCCAUUACAAGUUAACUUCAUGAUAAAAAAAGACUUAUAUUCAAGUUUAUCAAAAAUAUAGA